AUGAACAAUGCUGACCUCGACAUCAUUAGAGAGGACAUCACUAUGGUGAUGGCCAGAGUACAGGCCAACAAAGACAACAUUUCUUCCAUAGCCCAGAAGCAGACAAGCACCAACGAGCUGAUACACAAACUACAGGCAUCUCACACGGCCAUGCAGGUCAGAAUUGUCAUCCUGGAUGAAGCAUGGAGGCGCAAGAACCUCAAAAUUAGGGGUAGUGCGGAAUCCAUUAAUGACAAUAAACUGUCUAAUUUUCUUAGACGCUUAAUGUCUACUCUUCUACACCAGCACUCCGCAAAAGGCAUUCAAGUUGACAGGUGCUUCAGGCUCACCAAAUCAAACAAG
Pelobates cultripes (western spadefoot toad) is the source of this 342-nucleotide messenger RNA. The record is from the annotation of a GenBank genome assembly. Lineage: Eukaryota; Metazoa; Chordata; Amphibia; Anura; Pelobatidae.